GGCACUUCCUGAGACUCGGCCAAGUUUCAGCUGCUGCCAGCCACAGCCAGCUCCUGCGGAUAACUUCCUCCAGGUGCAGAGGGCGUUAAAGGCUUGGCUACUGUGGUUAGGACCUUCUCUUCGCCCUGGUCAAGAAAGGGAAAGGAAGGAUGUCUGCGUUGGGGGCUGCGGCUCCAUACUUACACCAUCCAACUGACAGUCACAGCGGCCGGAUCAGUUUCCUGGGUUCCCAGCCCUCUGCAGAAGUGACGGCAGUGGCUCAGCUCUUGAAGGACUUAGACAGGAGCACCUUCAGAAAGUUGUUGAAACUCGUAGUCGGGGCCCUCCAUGGGAAAGACUGCAGAGAGGCCGUGCAGCACCUUGGUGCCAGCGCCAACCUGUCAGAGGAGCGUCUGGCCGUCCUGCUGGCGGGCACACACACCCUGCUCCAGCAGGCUCUCAGGCUGCCCCCUGCCAGUCUGAAGCCAGAUGCCUUCCAGGACGAACUCCAGGAACUUGGCAUUCCCCAAGAUAUGAUCGGAGAUCUGGCCAGUUUGGCAUUUGGGAGUCAACGCCCUCUUCUCGACUCUGUAGCCCAGCAGCAGGGAUCCUCGCUGCCUCGUGUGUCGAAUUUCCGGUGGCGGGUGGAUGUGGCCAUCUCAACCAGUGCUCAGUCCCGCUCCCUGCAACCGAGUGUUCUCAUGCAGCUGAAGCUCACAGAUGGAUCGGCACACCGCUUCGAGGUGCCCAUAGCCAAAUUCCAGGAGCUGCGCUAUAGCGUGGCGUUGGUCCUUAAGGAGAUGGCAGAGCUGGAGAAGAAGUGUGAGCGCAAACUGCAGGACUGAACCCUAGUACUGUGGGGUGCUGAAGCUGGUACCAGAACCCGGUCCCACUGGUGAUGAGGAUGUAAGAACAUAUUUUAAGUGAAAAGACAGCUGGGACUUUUGGGUUUUGUUUUACAAGUAAACAGCUGGGCUGAGGCUGGAGAAUGUGAAAUGUAAGGCCGGCCUCGGUUUUACAUAGUGAGGCUCAGUUUCGAAUUAAAGAGGUAAAGCAACUA
Molecule: messenger RNA, 1039 nt
Organism: Mus caroli (Ryukyu mouse)
Lineage: Eukaryota; Metazoa; Chordata; Mammalia; Rodentia; Muridae
Gene: Commd5
Product: COMM domain containing 5
Cellular component (GO): nucleus
Source: RefSeq, a predicted model, not a curated record